AUGACUGAAGGCAGACUGUGCCAAGUGCAGCUGCUGGACGACAGGAAGCUGGAGCUGCUGGUUCAGCCAAAGCUUCUGUCAUACGAACUCCUCGAUUUGGUCUCCUCUCAUUUCAACCUCAAAGAGAAGGAAUUCUUUGGUCUGGCAUAUUCUGAUGAUCAUGGCCAGCGCAAAUGGUUACAAAUGGACCGCAGAGUUCUUGAUCAUGACUUUGCAAAGAAGACGGUGCCUAUUCCCUUAAGUUUCCUGGUGAGGUUUUAUGUGGAAAGCAUAACCCAACUUAAGGACAUCAUAACUGUGGAACUGUUCUAUCUGAAUGCUAAAUCUGCUGUGUACAAUGGUCUUAUUGAAGUGGAAAGUGAGAACGUCUUCAAGCUGGCUGCCAGUGCUCUGCAGGAGGCCAAAGGAGACUACAGCAGCGAUGAAAACACAAGAAGUGAGUUGAAAAAAUUGCCUACUCUACCUACCAAAGUACUGAAGGAACACCCAUCCCUAGCAUACUGUGAAGAUCGAGUUAUUGAGCACUAUAAACAGCUCAAGGGAGUCUCGAGAGGGCAGGCUAUUGUGCAGUAUUUGACAUUGGUUGAAUCACUGCCAACAUAUGGAGUGCACUACUAUGAAGUUAAGGAUAAGCAGGGGAUCCCGUGGUGGCUGGGAAUCAGUUAUAAAGGCAUUGGCCAGUACGAUCAGCAGGACAGGCUCAAACCACGAAAGCUGUACCAAUGGAAGCAACUUGAGAACCUGUAUUUCCGUGAGAAGAAGUUUGCCAUAGAAGUGAAUGAUCCACAUAGAAGAGCGGUUACAAAGCGCACUUUUGGACAGACAGGCCUCCUCAUCCACACAUGGUACGCUAGCCACUCUCUCAUCAAAACCAUCUGGGUAAUGGCCAUUAGUCAGCAUCAGUUUUACCUGGACAGAAAGCAAACCAAAGCUAAGUUAGGGACAACAAGAAGUUUUGAAGAAAUUGCAAUGGAUCUUACAGAACAAGGAGGAGCAAAAAUAACCAAACUUGGAGAAACAGGCAUUAAAAAUGACUUGAUCACUGCCAGCAAUGGAAGCUUGGUGUCUACAGAAUCAGGAGACUCAGAGAUGAGUGAAGAACAGAAAAAGGAGAAGCUGUGUGAGCUAAGAAAAAAAGAGCAGGAGAUUCAGGACAUUCUGAACAAGAAGACGAAGGAGCUGAAAAAGAUCUGUCUGCGAGAGGCGGAGCUGACAGGCAAACUGCCAAAAGAGUAUCCACUGAGCUCUGGAGAAAGACCCCCUCAUGUCCGGCGGCGAGUUGGCACAGCAUUCAAGUUAGAUGACCUUUUCCCCUACAAUGAGGACCCUAUCCUCAGAAACCUCGAGAGCAGGUUUGCCCUGCAGCAGAAGAUUGUGGAGGCAGCUAAAAAACUGGCAAAUGAACCAGAGAUAUGUAAAACUGUGAAGAAGAAGCGGAGAAGGAACUGUCUGGAUGCUAUGCACAAACUGCAGCAGAUCGAGGAUGAGAUGAACCAGUACAGAGUGAAGAAAGGGAAGAAGCCCACGCAGCGCGCCUCUGUCAUCAUCGCAGAUGCACUUCCCCGCUCAGACUGCGGCUCAAUGUCCAGCCUCCCUCAGGACGACGAGGACUCAGACUCAUGUCAGAGGCCACGCUCCUGCUCUGUACAAAGCACCCCUCAGCUCAGCCCCAUGAGGUCCCUGGGAGCCGACUAUGAAACCGACAGGCAGGGGUCAAACAGGGAGAAUCAGCACAGCAAGAAUCAUAAUAGAUUAGCUCCUGAGAGCAUGGAGGUGCCUAACUACUACCAGAAACCCAGACAGGUGUCCUCUGCCAACAAUAGCCCUUAUAAAAGCCUCCCCCGAGCUCCUCGAGAUGCAUGCAGCAUGCCGCCCACCCCCAUAAUGACCCGCAACGCCUACAGCAGCAGCCAGCUCAGGUCUGAAGGCUCUCCACAUUGCUUUAGGCAUCGCAGUGGCAGUCUGGAGUCACAGCCACAUCUGAGGAAACAUAAAGACUCUGAAAAACCCAUCUUUAUCUUGUCACCAGCCCAUCGCAGUAACAGCUCCGAGCCAUUAGAGGACUGCUCCUCCUACACAAGUCAGUCUAGCCUGGAGUUAUGUGGGGCCACAAACUCCCACUAUAGUACUCUGGACUCUCGAAGCUCCACCAUGCAUCGCCUACACAGGAAGCUGGAUGUGUAUGGAAACACAGGGAGCAUGCCCAACCUGGUGCCUCACAACUCCAGCAGUUACACAUGUGAAACCCCUGCACACUAUGCACCCAGUACCUACUAUGGUUCAGGCUAUUCGGACAUGGAGCCUUAUGCUAAUGGUGCCUAUGUGUAUGAGAGUGAGGUGGAGGGCCACUACAACCUGCACCCUUCAUACCAAAUGAAUGGGUACAACGGACACGACAGAUACAAGCAUUACAAUGACAGAGCAGACAGCCUGGCUCAGAAUCCUUAUGCCACUAUGAGGCCCCCCCGAAGCAGGGAAGGACCCAGGACUGAGGGGCUAGCUAAAAACAUGCAGAAGGCCCUAGUGGCAGAGCACCUGCGUGGCUGGUACCACCGCAGCAGAGUGCCACCUGGAGGAGGCAGAGGGAUGCUCAUGGGGUAUGACUUUGACCCAGGAUCACAGCUCAGCUUGGGCUACCAGACUAUGCCUGCAGCCAUCAGUCAUUCCAGCAGAACCACCUCUUUCUCUUCUGUGUCGUCAGUUGAGAGUGUGGGUAACUGGCGUAACCAGCUGGCAGUGGGCUUGACAGACUGUGACGUGCCCGACUGUCCCCUGUACCUCCAUGGAGCAUGUGUGUCUCCAUACAACCGCAGCCCCUCUCACACCAGAUAUUACCUGGAUCGUGGCUACAUGGGCAUACUCCACUGAAGAGGACCAAACCACACUUGUAUUCAAACAAAGCCAUCACUGGAAGCAGCACAUCAAGAAUAUGACCGUUGUAAACAUCCUUUAGUAUGGCUGCGGUGCACACAGGUUGUCCAGGUUGGGGCAGAUAAACUGGGACACUCUUGAAUGACUUUUCCUGUGCCUUGGAUGGGGUGGAUUGUAGGCAGAAUGUUGCACAACCUCACAGGAUCCAAAUGUCUACGGACAGUUUCAUCGCAUUCAUUUUCUAAGUGUCUUUUAACAGGAACAAACUACUGCCUUAUGUAGACAAUAGAAUGAAAGACUAUGGUCCAAUAGAAUAGACAGUGUGGUAAUAUUUCUUCUUUUCACUGUUCAAAUCACAAUGUUUAUAGAAGCAUUUGUCUGGUGCCGUAUUGUGUUCUCAAAUGCAUGGUUAGAAACUGGAUUUUGAUAACGAAUUUUGUCUUUUUUAUAUUUUAUCAAACCACCACUGCCGUAAUUUAAGAAAAGAAAAUUGUUGUUUUUCUCACAGUCUGUGUAUAUAGCUUAAUAAUAAUGUUAGGUGUCAUUCAACAUUUUCCACCAGGAUGUGAAUAAAUUUAUGUGUGUAAGUUA
This is a messenger RNA of Boleophthalmus pectinirostris (great blue-spotted mudskipper), 3462 nucleotides long. RefSeq names its product FERM domain containing 4Bb (gene frmd4bb). The record is from RefSeq and is a predicted model, not a curated record. Gene Ontology annotation, biological process: establishment of epithelial cell polarity. The coding region runs from base 1 to 2868 and encodes 955 amino acids. The transcript is spliced from 22 exons. Gene Ontology annotation, cellular component: adherens junction; cytoskeleton; bicellular tight junction. Lineage: Eukaryota; Metazoa; Chordata; Actinopteri; Gobiiformes; Gobiidae.